AUGACCGUCCCCUCCCUCGAGGAGCUGGACUCCCUCAAGUACAGUGACCUGCAGAACUUGGCCAAGAGCCUGGGCCUCCGGGCUAACCUGAGGGCAGACAAGCUGCUAAAAGCCUUGAAAGCCCACCUGAAAGGGGAAGCAAGAAAAGAAAAUGGAAAGCAGGAUGAAAGUCAAACUUCUGCAUCCUCUUGUGAUGAGACUGAGAUGCAGAUCAGCAGUCAGAAACAAGCUGAGUGGGAACCAGCUGGCCAUGUCACCAAGAAAAGGAGAAGACGCAGGACUGUCCGCAGGAGUCCUGACUCCCAGCAGGAUCAUCCAGAGAUAAAAACAAGUGAUCCCACUGAGUUCCAGAAUCAAGAAAAACAGGCUCUCAGACCUGUUGCAGAAGUUCCAUCUCCACCAGAUGGGAGACAAGGAAAGGAGAAUGCAGUGUCCUCGGGAAAUAGUGAAAUAAAUGGUAAUGAAGAUUCAAAGGUGCCUUCAGAAAGAAAGAAGUCUGGCUACACAGAUGGGUUUUCCAAAUCUGGAAAAAAUAAAAGAAUUGCAAUCACUACUCCAAACUUUAAGAAGCUUCAUGAGGCCCAUUUUAAGGAAAUGGAGUCCAUUGAUCAAUAUAUUAAGAGAAAAAAGAAAAAUUUUGAACAACACAAUUCACUUAAUGAACUGAAGAAGCGGUCCAUAACUAAGGAAGUGGUGGCAACUCCAGUGGGUCGCCAAGGAAGAUUCUCUAUGGCUUGUACUCCCUCAAGCCAGCAGCGCUCACAAAGCCGGGCCCCGGGUGGUGCAGAUCUGAGCACCUUGUAUAUGAAGGGGUCGGUCAAGCGUUCCACUCUCUCAGCAACUAAAAUGAAUGUCAGAUUUUCAGCUGCUACUAAAGAUAAUGAAUAUAAGCGUUCACUGACUAAGACUCCGGCCAGAAAGUCUCCACAUGUGUCCAUAUCUGGAAAUACCCCCAAAGGCCAGGCUGUGCUUGGGACAAACAAGUUAAAGACCACAAAGGGGGAUUCUGCUGCAGUUAUUACCCCAUUCAAGUUUUCAGCUGAAGCAGCACAGACUCCAGUCUCCAACAAGAAACCAGUGUUUGAUCUCCAAGCAAGUUUGUCUCGUCCCCUCAACUAUGAGCCACACAAAGGAAAACUGAAACCAUGGGGACAAUCUAAAGAAAAUAAAUCUCUGAAUGAGCAUGUAAGCAGAGUUAGCUUCCACAAGAAAACUUACAAACAACCUCCUCUUCAGACCAGGGAGGAGCAACGGAAGAAACACGAGCAAGAACGGAAGAAGAAGAAAGCAAAGGCUUUGGGAACUCGAAGGGGCCUCACUAUGGCUGCAGAUUAA
Messenger RNA from Pipistrellus nathusii (Nathusius's pipistrelle), 1335 nucleotides. Lineage: Eukaryota; Metazoa; Chordata; Mammalia; Chiroptera; Vespertilionidae. The record is from the annotation of a GenBank genome assembly.